This is a messenger RNA of Seriola aureovittata, 7718 nucleotides long. RefSeq names its product zinc finger protein, FOG family member 1 (gene zfpm1). Gene Ontology annotation, molecular function: RNA polymerase II-specific DNA-binding transcription factor binding. The coding region runs from base 572 to 4552 and encodes 1326 amino acids. The record is from RefSeq and is a predicted model, not a curated record. Lineage: Eukaryota; Metazoa; Chordata; Actinopteri; Carangiformes; Carangidae. Gene Ontology annotation, biological process: negative regulation of transcription by RNA polymerase II; erythrocyte differentiation; megakaryocyte differentiation. The transcript is spliced from 9 exons. Gene Ontology annotation, cellular component: nucleus.
GUAAGCAGAGUUGACUGUAGCGCUGGAGCUCCAUCGAAAGUGGCUCCCUGGUUCAGAGACAGUGCAGGCGGCCGAGGGGGCGGACCGGCGAGAGGAAACUUGACAGAGAACAACAGCAGUCACUCCGCUGACCUCCACUAAACUGUUGUUAAUCAUCAGCGUUGAUAUUUCUGAAGACAGUCAACUGUGCUCGAAUACAAACGCGCUAGGGGGAGCGGCGGAGGAGCGCCCGGCGAAGGAAUAACGUUAGCAGGAAAACGGAGAGAGAAAAGUGAGGUGAAGGCACGUUUGAGGAGAAGAAGAAGAAGAGGAGGCGGGUAGCGACAAGUAAACGGACUCAGCCACAGAUAGGACCCAGCCACAGGUAGACACACGUUAGCUGUCGUGGCAAGAAGAAUCAAAGUGCAGGCGGGUCAUGCGGAUUUCUCCGGUCGCUGCUCGGAGCGCCGCGUCGAAGCAGUAAAAGGUGGGGUGAGAGGAGAAGAAGAAGAAAACAGAAGAACCAGACCGCUUCUCUGCCGCUCCGUCAGUCCGUCCAAAGCGGGCUCCCGACCAGAGGGGAAGAGCCACCAUGUCCCGGAGAAAACAGAGCAAACCCCGGCAGAUAAAACGUUCCCUUGGGGAUCUAGACGGUGUCGAGGACAACACCCUCGACAACCUCAGCCUAUCAGGGGAGGAGGGCGGAGUCUCGGACCCAGAUGAUUCAGUAGAGGGUGACAGCUCCAGCCCCCCGCCGUACACACCACUGUACAAUGAAGAGCCCAAGACGCAGGACUCUCGAGGAGGCACCAAUAACGAAGACGAGGACGGGGAAGAGCGAGGUCCAACACACAGCGGUGGGGAGGAGGAAGAUGAUGGGGAGGAAGAGGAGGAGGUGUUACAGUGGAGGGGUCCAGAUGACCUGGAGUUAAGUGACGAAGGCAGCGACAGCAGGGUGGUGGCCAGCAGAGACCUCCACCCAGACACAACGUGGGGACCUUACCCAGGAAUCCUCCAAUCAGAGGGCAGCACAGAUGAUCAGGAGACAGAGAACUCUAAGUUGACUCUUGUGUGUGAAGAUCCGAACUGUUGGAUUAGUCGACUCCCUCUGACCUCUGACCCCUCAGCUGCCAACUGUACCAUCUACAGCCAAGGUGAUGAGUUGUUCUGUAAGGUGACCGGAGAGCUUGCAGCUGGUGAAAGGCUCUUGGCCUCCCUGUCACCUCCUCCAGGCUCCUCCUCCUCCCCGCGGGCCCAGCUCUCUCCUCCGCUCAGCCUCGUCACCCAGAAGCAGCCUGCGGUGAAGGAGGAGCCUCCGUACCCGGCAGCGUUGCGCUCAGACAUUCAGCUCCUCCCACAGCAAGCUGGCAUGGCCGCCAUCUUGGCUACUGCUGUGGUCAAUAAGGACAUUUUCCCCUGCAAGGACUGUGGGAUCUGGUACCGUAGUGAGAGGAACCUGCAGGCCCACCUCAUGUACUACUGCGCCAGCCGUCAGAAGCAGCCGGCCGCAGCCUCGUCCCCACCACAGGACAAACCCAAGGAGUCCUACCCCAAUGAGCGCAUCUGCCCCUUCCCGCAGUGCAACAAGAGCUGCCCCAGCGCCAGCUCUCUAGAGAUCCACAUGCGCACACACAGUGGUGAACGUCCAUUUGUCUGUCUCAUCUGUCUGUCCGCCUUCACCACUAAAGCAAACUGUGAGCGCCACCUAAAGGUCCACACGGACACACUGAACGGCUUGUGUCACGGCUGUGGCUUCGUCUCCACCACCAGGGACAUCCUCUACAGCCAUCUGGUCACUAGCCACAUGGUUUGCCAGCCCGGCUCUCGCAGUGAGGUCUACUCCCCGGGGCCGGGGCUUCCCAAGCUGCCCCUGUCCACUGGUCUCAGUCCAGGAGACUCCGGUGUGGUGCUGAAGUGUCAAGUGUGCGGUCACAACUCGGACUCCCCUGCCCAGCUUCAGCAGCACGUACGAACCCACCUGGAGGUGAGGGUCCCAGCCGAAAGGAGCUCCACCCCCCGUCAAAUGACCCCAUCGUUAGUUGACGGUCCCCAGCUCCAGCUCUCUCCGCACGAGAGGGAGCCCCUCGCCUGUGUCCCGAAGCCAGACUCGUCCAGCCCGGGCGCAAACGGCGGCUCAGCCACACCCCGAGACUACAGUCCUCCUGAUGCCCCCACCACCGACCUGAAGAUCAAAGAGGAGCCGCAUUCAGACUCUGAGAUAGAGGAGCAGAAAAUGGAGAUUAAGGAGGACGGAGAGGAGGAGGAGGAGGAGGAGGAGGAAGAGGAGGAGGAGGAGAUUGGUGGAGAGGAGGGAGAUCAAGAGGCAAGAAGGAAGACAAAGGAGGCACAAACUUCCACAUCAUCCAGACAGUCAUCAGACUCUUCAAAGAGUCCAGCCACCACAACUGUAAAGGCAGAACCGACUAGUCCCACCCCUGGUUCUAGCCCCGCCCAUGUGGGCGGGACAGAGUCAGUUCUUCCAGGAGGAGCGAUGUUCCUGCCCCAGUACAUGUUUAACCCUGAAGCAGCCAUUUUGCCUCAGGCCUCAGAGAUACUGGCUAAAAUGUCAGAGAUGGUCCACAGCCGUCUGAAGCAGGGUCAGACGGUUCCUCAGAACAACCCAGCAGCCUUCUUCCCCGCUGGACCGACUGCACCCGCAGCCGCAGCCACCCCGCCUCACAAAGGAGCCACCUGCUUCGAGUGCGACAUCACCUUCAACAACAUCAACAACUUCUAUGCACAUAAGAGGCUGUACUGCUCCAGCAGGCACCAAGCAGACGGUGCAACCUCAGCUUCAGGCCCUGGAUCGACGAGGGACGCAGCCCCAGCCACGGCGCCCUCCACUGGGGCACCUGGCUCGUCUGCUUCUCCUCAGGGUGGAGCGGCGAGUAGAGCAGCCUCUGCCUCCCCCGCUGACUCUGACUCUCCUGCUGGGGGUGGAGCAACAGACUCCAGGAGAGUGGUGGAGGCGAGGACAGAAACCCCGGUGGGGAGGGAGGGAAUAUCAUCGUCUUCUGAAGGGGAAGGCGGAGGUGCAAGUGUGGGAGGAGGGGGUGGAGGGGGAAGGGCGAGCGAAGGUAGCCAGAGUCCUGCAAGUGGUUCUGCCGAGGACCUAGAGGAUGAUCCCAACAGAACCUUCUGCGAGGCCUGCAACAUCCGCUUCAGCCGUCACGACAACUACACUGUUCACAAACGCUUCUACUGCGCGUCACGCCAUGACCCAUCCAACCAACGGGCCGUACACAUGGCCAAGGCAACCACCACAGCAGCCUUCCUCCCCCAGCCCAUACGCACACGCAAGCGGAAGAAGAUGUACGAGAUCCACAUGGCCAGAACUGAAGCCUUAGCCAACGCUGCUGCUGCAGCCGCCGCAGCCGCCGCCGCCACUGCUGCCGCCUCCGCCCCAUCUCCCUCUGUUCUCGGCUUGGCAGUGAAGCAAGAGGUUUCUCCCAACGCGGCGGGAGGCUCCAGCCCUGAAGGAGACGGCCCCAUCGACCUGAGCAAGAGGCCCCGUCUGAGAGACGUUCCCCGGCACAGCAGUAACAGUAUUCUCCCGGCCCUGCCGCUUACAGACUAUCACAAGUGCACCGCCUGCAGCAUCAGCUUCAACAGCAUCGAGAACUACCUGGCUCAUAAAACCUACUAUUGCCCCGCCACCACACUCCAGCCCCACACCAUGGAGCAGCUUCACAGGCUCAAGAGAUCAGCCUCUACCUCUCCCAAGAGCAGGCCCCAGCAGGAGCGCCCGGACCUCCUGCACCCUGUGGAGGCGAAAGCUCUCCCUGCUGAGUGGGCUGCCCAGACUCGAGGCGCAUCGCCCAGUCCUCAUCCCUCUGCCUUACCCGCCUCUGAUGCCACAUCUCCCCCCCAUACCACCACCACACUCGCAGCCACCCCGGGAGCUGGAGCCAAAGGCACGGGUGCUGGUUCCCCUCAGGUGGUCUGCCCGUACUGCCCCAACAGGCCUAUCGCCUGUGACCUGAUGGAGCACUUCAGGACGACCCACAGCCUUGUCGUAAGCAUUCAGCCGCCCCAGGAGGCCCCGCCCCAGCCAGGCAGCGCUGUCAGCCGCAGCCCCAGCCUUAGUCCCAGAGACGGAGCUGCUGCCACCACCUCCACGAGCCCAAACAGCCAGCCCCGACCGCUGUCCCAAGUCCACAGAGACAGCAUCAACGGGCAGGCCAGGAGUGGAACCUCUUCUCCUGCCUCCCCUGUGGUAAACGGCAGCCCUUCACCUCGGGUUGGAUCACCUUCAGCCGGCUCACCUCUGCCUGUGUCACCCCCAAGGGCUCCCUCUAUGACUUUGUCACCUGUGCCUGAGGUCCUAGGGGAGACGGUGGGAUCGUCACACCAUCCAGACAAGGUCGCCGCGACUGUGGCCUCCAAUCCCGUCCCCACGCCGCAGCCCGCCCCUGCCCCCGUCCCUGGUCCUAAAACCACAGUGAUCUCCCCGGUCCAGAACGGUAACUCUCGCUUCUGUCGGCUGUGCAACAUCAAGUUCAGCAGCCUCUCCACGUUCAUAGCUCAUAAGAAAUACUACUGCUCUUCCCACAGUGCCGAACACGUCAAGUGAGCUGAGUAAUCACCUUCCUCCUCUUACUCUUCCCCUUCUUUUAUCUUUCUGACUGGAGGCUUCUCCUUUACUAAGUUCCGAGAAGCUCCGAUGUCCCUUUUGUGCCAGAGCGGCGCUCCACUGGCACAACUAUGAAUGACAAUGAAUGACUGUUACUCACCUGGCAGGACCUGAUGCCCAGCUGCUCCAGAGCAGGUGGUGUUACCAACAUACAGUGACUGAUAUUCCUCCUUACAUGGGUCAAAGUUUGUAGUACACUAAGAGCUGAGCUGGAUGCUACCUGUCCACACUGGCGUGCCCUCGUCCCCUAGAUCAACGUCUGUUUUCAUACCCAGUUCAACAUCCACCACUCCCGGGCCUCUCAGUAUGUUGCAUUGUGGGACGUUAAAAUAUGUAUUUCAGCAAACCUCUUUUCUCUCUCUCUGUUGGACUGAGUUUAUAAUGGUAGUAAUUAGAUUCUGACUGUUGGAGGCGUUUCUGACUGAUGAUCACGCAGCGGCGACGGCGCUGAUUAUAACGAAUCUACCGUCUUUUCCUGAGCCCUCGAUGCUCCAGAGCUGAGCGCAGGAGGCGUCGUUCCUCUCACGUGGAAAAGACUUGAUCAUUGUUAAUUUUUUUAUUAUCUGUGCAUAGUGUAUGAUGUCUGAAAAAAAGAAUUCUAUAAUGCUUUUGGUUUCAACACUGGCUCUUUUUUGCUUACUAGAGAAGCUAAAGUGUUUUUAGCUGAAAAACAGAUGUGUUAUCACAAUGUUACUAAUUACUGAAGGAUGAUAUUUCAAAAAAAAUGGACAGUUUUUUUUCCUUUUUCUUUCAUACACACAAAUUUUUAUUUUCUCUUUAAAAUGCAAGGGAGAAAAAAAAUGUGAAAUAUUUAUCUUUUAGUCCUCACUGAUUUCAUGUCAACAGAAAACUACCUACCUAGUGUCUGAGAGUAUUUGUAUUUUUUAUUUGUAUAUUUUUCAUACUGUUGGAAGGAACCGUUUGGAUCUGGCUGUGUUGAAGUGUAUUUUCUAUAUGUAGAUAUGUAAUAUCUUCUCACAGUAAUCACUCGGAUCACACUGAACUUUGUUAUCACGUUAGCAUUUUGUUGUUCUGUUUAGUUGUAGUCUUUAAUUGAUGGUGAGGUCUGAAAACCAGCGGCUUCUUUAUUUUUAUCCCCUCCUCCUGUACCUGAUCGCUGAUUAGCAACACGAUUAGAUCAGAGCGGCUUCACUUACAGCUUCACACGUCAGAAACAUGAAGCUGCUGAUACUGUUGCAUUCACACCCCACAUUUUAGGGUAAACAAAAUACACACUUUCAAUCAGAAGUCUAUCCUUAGUUUAACCUCCAUACAAUGCAAAGUAAUGACCUUUAAGGACACACAAGCUUUACAUUCUUUUGUUGCAAACUGCCAUUUCAGAUGUAUAUGAAGUGAUACACAAAACAUUUCAAGGCUUUGGUAUCCAACACGCAUCUUAAAAGAUGUUGUCUUUCUGUUUAAUGAUUGUAUUUCUGUCCGGCGAUGAAGGCGUAGCAGGGAAUAGUCACAUCUCACUCAGUAGAGUAAGCACGUGUAAUAACCACUCGUUGUGGCCCAUGGUGUGUGUGGUAGAGAGGCUGUCCUCUUCCUCUUUCACUUUGUUGUUCUCUCACUCAUGCACACACACUCACACUCACAAACACACACACACACACACACACACACACCCACAUAUACAGUUUACGCCACAUUUUCCCAUGCUGCUUUUGGAGUUGCAAUACAGUGUUAGCUAGAACUGUGAAAUCAUUUAUUUCUCCAACAGUGAUGGAAAAAUGUAAAAUGUAAAGCUCUUCAUUUUUAAAGGCCCAGACUUUAUUUUGAAUUGAAAAUUGAAGCCAGUAUUGCAAAUUUGUUACAAAUUUGGUCAUUUUCCUCCCACAAAUUCUCAAGAAUGAACAUUUCCCUCAGGAUUUGACUCUUUGUUAAAGUGCACAGCAUUGGGAUCUUCAUGAGACACUAAAACUCCAAACUUAUUAAAUAGUAUUAGCCGUGAAAUCAGCUGUGAAAGUUUAACUGCAGAUUCUGAGGCCUAUCCUCUCACACUGAAGGGAUUGCUGUGAUCAGCAGUGGAAGACACGGACCAGCUGCUCCUAGGCAUUUCUGAUAAGAUGAUAAUAUCAGCCUAACUGUACCUACAACCUACAACCUACAACCACAGGACAGAUCUGAACCCGUCUCUUCAGCAGGAGCACUGAAGGACCCACACAUGCCCCGAAUCAUAGUCCUCACACCUCUUGUCAGGAGUGGUUGGGAGGAACAUAAUUCCACCUGUUAAAGCUGUAUCAGUUGACAUAUAUAUAUUUAUAUAUAUAUAUAUAUUUAUAUAUAUAUAUGUAUUGGGGGGAUUUUCAUAAUUCCAGGUGCUUCAGUGCUACUCUGCCUAACAAACCCGAGAUAUGGACAGUUGCGUUCUCUCUCUGCAGUUUCCAUCCUCCAGUGCAUAAGUGAUCACAUUAUUUUAUCAAAGGUAUCUGCUGUACAGUUCUGACACCACCUGUCCCCAUUUGACAUGUCAUCAGAAACUCCUCACUAACUGAUUAAUGCUCCAUUCCCCCAAACUGGAAACUAAAUGUAAAAGUACAGGAUUUCUUAACAGAAUUUAAAACUCCUGGUAGAUUUUCUGCUCUUCUGUGGUUUGGAGCAGCGAUGUACCAGACUCAUCUUACUGCUAAGUGUUUACAAUUGUGCUGGUCCAUCUCUCCCGGCUCUUAAACGGAGAGAGAAGCAGGAGAAAAGUCACAUCAACUUGUCACAAAUUGAGUGCUGGAAAAUCCCCCUUCGAACUUCUCCCUGUUUUAUUGCACUGUUGUAUAAAAAUGUGCUGAAUGUUUUAGUUUCUAGUUUUCUUUGUAAUGUAUUUAUGUUAUACAGCACUUUUCCCCAUCCAAAAUGCAUCGUUGUUCUACCUUGAAGGACGUUGUUGUACCUUGAAGAACUUUCUGAAUUUUAACCCUCGCUAAAACUUUUUAUUCCUUUUUAGUUUUAAAUAUGUUUUGUUGAUGAUUUCUCAGAUGAUGUCCACAAUGGAGGAAAAUCUCAUUGAGUGUCAAAACUUUUAUUUCCAUAUUUUUUAAUUUCAUUUCAGUUCCACUACACUCUUGUCCAAACUAUGCAUGGGAAAUAAAAAAGUUCUGAGAGACACUGA